Messenger RNA from Lucilia sericata (common green bottle fly), 1911 nucleotides. RefSeq lists its product as uncharacterized. NCBI's taxonomy places the organism in Eukaryota, Metazoa, Arthropoda, Insecta, Diptera, Calliphoridae. The record is from RefSeq and is a predicted model, not a curated record. Bases 423 to 1808 code for a protein of 461 amino acids. The transcript has 7 exons.
UCUCAACCAGACAACAUCGUCUGCGUCGGUGUUUUUUAAAGUUUUUUUUUUUUGCAAAUUUAACGGUAAACGUUUAUAAAAAAGUGUGUGUGCAACGUACUAAGUAAAAAAAAUAUUUGUGUUGUUGUUUGUUGCUGUUUUCAUAGCAAGACGUGUGUGUGUACUACACAUAUAUUCGACAAGACGCGGCAGGUGGUUUUGAAUUACUUUUUUGUUGCAAGCAAAUUUGUACUGAAUAUAAUACACACUUUGCAGCUUUUGAGUAUGAAUCAACAUCAACUGAAUACACCAUAAUUUACCUAAAAGAUAUCGUUGGACCACCAAUUGAAAAACUUUUUACCUCACAAAGAAAGACAUUUUUGAGACCUAAAGAAUUUUAUAAAGCAUUAAUUAAAGACAAAAUUUUUGAAAUCACAUCCGAAAUGGACUCUGAUUAUGAUUUAAGCUUACUUCUAACUAAAUGGAAUUUACAACACUUAUUUGAUCAUUUUAAAAAGCACAUGAUAGAUAUCGAUGUUCUAAAAAUUUUGAAGACACAUCAUAUAACAAAAUUAUUCGAAGAUUUACCCAUUGGCCAACAGGCAAAAUUUGAAUUUAAUCUAGAAAAAUGGAACAAACAAUUUAACAGUUCAGAAAUUUUGCCUGUCUGCCAACAUAUAACAACCACAGAACAAAAAAUACCAACAGUGACGGAAAUUUUAAGUAAUACACGUAACGGAAAAGAUAUUCAAAAUUAUUAUAAUAAUAAUAAAACGUUGCACGAUGAGCAGCGUAAUUUACUAAUUAACACAAUAACAAAAUAUAUUGAAUCAAAAAACAUCACUUGCUCAUUAUCUGAUUGUAUGGAAAUCGAAAAACAGAUAUGUAAUAUUUUUCCUACAGAGAAAUUGGAAUUUUAUACCAAUGGAAAACGGGGCAAAAUAUACAACAAAUUAGCAAAUUAUAAGAGAUUUUCUAAAAAUGCUUUAAAAGUAGAUGAACCUGAGGUGACGCAAGGAUUGUCUGAAAGCGUAGAAGAUUACACUUUAAUAAUAGAAGUUUUAAGAUCUUCAAAAAUAAAACAAGAUGAAUUUGAUAUUUAUUGGCAGAAGUGUGCUCCGUUACGUUUCCAACAAAUUACAAAUUCUGAGAAUACGUGUGAAAUUUUUAAAUUAUGGCCAGAAUACACAAAACCUUCUGGACACCUUCUGAUUGAUAUCGAUUUCGUACUAAAAUAUCCAGUGGCGAAAAACUUUGAGGAACGUUGGCCAUAUUUUGCAGAAGAUUUGUUAUUUAUUUUGAAGACAAGAAUAUCCUGCUCAUUAAUUUCCAAAAAAUUACUGCAAACUGAACGUAUCGAUGAAGAUUCUAAAAUGUUUACAAUUUUGUGGUAUUGUCAUAAUUUAUUUCCUCCCCAACUCAAAAUAAGCACAGAUGAAAAUGGAGCAAAAUAUAAGAAAAAGUUUACCAUAGCUGAUUCGCAAGAAUCAUUUGCUGUUGUUGCCAGUACAAUGGAUGAAUUAGAGACAAAACUAAAAUUAUUAAAAUUACAAGGCCGAAAAAUUCAACCAAAGUUACUUGUGAUUGGGGAUACGUUGAAAGUAAAACAAAUUUUUGUAUAUUUUGAUAAUUUAAGGUAUCCUUUUGUUUCAACCCUUAAAGCAUUUGAUGUUCUAUUUAAAAUCUUUUUUGUUUUUAACCUGGAAUAUCCCAGUGAGUCCGAAAUUUUUUACCACUUUAUUCAAUCCCUUUUCUAUGAUUUGCCUACAAGCAAAAAAUUUAUUAAAUCAAAUAUAAUUAAACAUGAGAUACUUAAGAUGAAAAAUUAGUAUUUGUAUUUAUAUACUAUUUAUAAUUAAUUUUCUUUUAAAACAUUUACUUAAUAUUAGUAAUGUAUAUAAAAAAUAUAAAAAUAUUUAAUUUCUUCUUCUA